Molecule: messenger RNA, 3965 nt
Organism: Cryptomeria japonica (Japanese cedar)
Lineage: Eukaryota; Viridiplantae; Streptophyta; Pinopsida; Cupressales; Cupressaceae
Product: cytochrome b561, DM13 and DOMON domain-containing protein At5g54830
Exons: 1
Coding region: 379-3153 (924 amino acids)
Source: RefSeq, a predicted model, not a curated record
ACAUUUCUCCAAAUCCUAAGGAUUUCGGGGUUCUAUAACACUUAGUGAAAGUCAAAAUCGUAGAAGAAAUCCCCACCAGAUGCGGCAAUUUCAUUCAAGAAGACACCCUCCUAAAACACAACCGACGUGAAAAGGCCACCCCACUAACUUCUACAACACUUUUCCCACGCCUAACGCAAUAUUUCUGGAUUUUCUGUUUAAUACAUCGAUCUUUCCAAUACCAAAGACCAGAUCAAACUACAGAUCGGCCAAAGGGGAAAUGCCUUGUAGAAUUUGAGAUCUCUUGUUAAAGGUAUGUAACAGUUCUGGAAUGGAAAGGAACCUUUGUUCUUUAUUAGCUUCUUUUUAGUAUUGCCAUUUGCAAUUUUGUUGGGCUUAAUGAUAUCUGCAAUGGGCUUGGGUGGUUUGGCAAUGGAGUCGACCACGAGAAUGGUUUUAUCUGUUGUGGGUAUGGUUAUUUUAGGCUUUAUGAUGCUGGGGUUUUUUUCAAAUGCGGAAUCCGUAGAAAAAAGUUGCACCCACAACAGUUCCAUGGUAGGUUUUUCAGGGGAAUUUAAAAUGGUACAACAUCAGCUCAGGGGGUUGAUGACAGUUUUGGAUGAUUGCUCCUUCAGAGUGACCAAUUUUGAUAUGAUAGAAGGGAGUGAGGUGAUCUGGUGGGGCGCUCAUGGAGAUGAUUUUCAGAAUUUGACUGAGGGGUUUAUUGUAUCAGAGGAAAAGCUCAAUAGGACCUAUAAGAAUGAUUCUAUGGUGGUUAGAUUGAGUAAUUAUACGUUUGAUCAGUUUAGUGUUCUGGGUGUAUGGGAUGUUACAACUGCAUCUGAUUUUGGGCAUGUGCUGCUGGAAGUUGCCAAUGAUUCUGUUGGUGUUGACGACGGAUUUACUCUGGCACCGAGCCCUGCACCUGCUCCCUCAAAUGAAAACGGAUCUGAGUAUAGGAUUAAGAGGGGUGCCAAACAACCUGUCAUGUUUGACAGUUGCAUUGAGCUUGCAACGAAUUUUAGGCUGAGAUGGUCUUUAAACAGAGCUAGAGAUGUAAUUGAUAUUGGACUUGAAGCUGUUGUGAGCGAGCGGCAUUAUCUGGCAUUUGGGUGGGCACGGCCAAAAUCAUUGAGUAGGCCUAUGCUUCAUGCAGAUGUGGCAGUGACCGGAUUUACUGAUCAAGGUCACCCGUUUGCCGAUGAUUAUUAUAUUACAAAGUAUAGUGAAUGUGUAUUAAACAAGGAUGGUGGUCCUUCAGGAGUCUGUCCUGAUUAUGUUUAUGCAGAUUCUGAGGGAAACAGUGAGGUCAAUAAUACAAGACUUGUAUAUGGUCAAAGGCAAGAUGGUGUGUCUUUAAUUCGUUAUCAAAGGCCUCUUCAAAGUGCAGAUGCAGAAUUUGAUGUCUCAGUGAAUGCUACUGAUAAUAUGAGUGUGAUUUGGGCAUUGGGUUUAAUGAGGCCGCCGGAUAGUCUCCGCCCUUUGUACUUACCUCAGAAUCAUGGAGCUACGUAUGGUCAUACCACAUUCAGGGUUGCAGAUAUUGUAGACAAAUGUUUGGGACCAUUAGAGGCAGAAACCAAGGAUGACCGUGCUAUAAUUGUUGCCGAUGGGAAAUCAUCUCUUAUUGUUGGAGCAGAUAAUGCUGUCCACUAUCCUAAUCCACCGAAUCCAUUGAAGGUCUUGUACAUAAACAAGAAAGAGGCUCCCAGUUUGAAAGUUGAAAGGGGCGUGCCAGUGACAUUCUCAGUACAAGCUGGUCAUGAUGUUGCAUUUUAUAUAACUUCAGAUCCCAUCGGUGGGGCUGCAUCUGUAAAUAAAACUCAAAACGAUACCAUCUAUGCAGGUGGAGAAGAUGCUCAUGGGGUUCCAGCAAAUCCUUUUGAGCUAAAGUGGACUCCAGAUCGUAAAACACCCGAUCAAGUCUUCUAUCAAUCAUUCUAUGAAAAGAAAAUGGGUUGGAAGGUGCAAGUAGUUGAUGGCGGGCUUUCUGAUAUGUACAAUAGCAGUGUAUUUCUAGACGAUCAGCAAGUUUCUUUGUUUUGGACUUUAUCAGAAACUUCAAUAUCCCUUGCUGUUCGAGGAGAGCGUAAAAGUGGUUAUAUAGCAAUUGGUUUGGGUGCUGGGAUGGUGAAUAGUUUUGCAUAUGUGGGGUGGGUUGAUGGCACGGGAAAAGGGAAUAUGGGAACAUACUGGAUCGAUGGACGGGAAUCCUCAAAAAUACACCCUACUGAAGAAAAAAUAUCAGAUUUAAGAUGCAGAUCUGAGAAUGGGAUUAUUACCUUUGAAUUUACUCGUCCUUUGAAUCCACAAUGCAGUGGAAAAAAUUAUUGUAAGAAUAUUAUUGAUCCAUCUACACCAUUAAAAGUUGUGUGGGCCAUUGGUGCUCUUUGGUCCGAGGAACACUUAAGUGAAAGAAAUAUGCAUUCAGAAACCAGCACCCGGGCUGUCUUGGUGCAUUUGUUGAGGGGUGCAGCUGAGGCAGAUGAAGCACUUCGCCCUGUUUUAGCAGUUCAUGGAUUUAUGAUGUUUCUUGCUUGGGGAAUUCUGCUCCCUGGAGGAAUAUUAGCAGCAAGAUAUUUGAAGCAUGUGAAAGGAGAUGGCUGGUUUCAGAUCCAUGUGUAUUUACAGUAUUCUGGUAUAGCAGUGAUGCUACUUGGUGUACUUUUUGCUGCAGCUGAACUCAGGGGAUUCUACAUAAGAUCUCUGCAUGUGAAGUUUGGGGUGGCAGCCAUACUUUUUGCAUGUGCACAGCCAGUCAAUGCAUACUUACGCCCAAAGAAGCCAACUACAGAAGAAAUGCCUUCUUCGAAAAGGAUCCUUUGGGAGUAUUUGCACAUAGCUACCGGAAGAAGUGCAGUUGUAAUUGGAAUUGUAGCUCUCAUAAGUGGAAUGAGACAACUCGGAGAUAGAUAUGGUAUUGAGCAUGUGAAAGGACUUAACUGGGCGCUGAUUCUGUGGUUUCUUGUUGGUGCCAUGGCUGUGGUUUACUUGGAAUAUCGAGAGUCUAAAAGCAGGAAAAUUUUUAGAAGUGCAUCUAGAAGCAAUUGGGUUAUGGAGAACAAUGAAGAUGAUGAUUCUCUAGAUCUGUUGCAUUCUAAUAGGCCAUUCCCCACAGAGCAGAGUCAUCGUCCAUCGCAAGGAAUGGAAGUUCAGUUAGAACCCAUGCAUUAGGAAUGAAGUUGCUUCUGCUUCACACAUUUGUACAGGUCCAGUCAGUUAUGCCCACAUUGUUUGGCCCUUGAAGAAUUUGAAGCAGCUUAUGAACUAGCUUUCUUGCAUAUGGUAUGCCAUGGGGUAGUUCAUCUUUUUGGAAGAAUUGGAAUGUUAUAUUUUAAGCAUUUUAAAUUCUGGUGAAUUAUUGUCAAAUUGCUGAGAAAUGGAAAGCAAAUAUACCAGACAUUAUUAGAGUUCUUAACAGAUUUCAGAUGCAGUCUUUGACAUGUAACAAGGCAUUUUCACAGUCGAAGAGCGGAACUUACCAUAAGUAUUAACCAAAGAGCAGUAGAUGACUUAUUGUACGAGGAAACAGCUUGAAACUUCUGGGAAAUUUUGUGAUUUAAGAAUCAUAUGUUCCCUCCGUGGCCAUGAAAUACAAGACUAACAGAUUACAGGUACAAUCUUCAAGCUGCUUUUUUAUGAAGCCUUCUAGAUUAAAGGACCGCAGACCAUUAUUUUCACACUCUCAUGGGUGUGUGCAGGAAUAAAUGUCAUCUCCUUGUGGCUUAUGUGAUAAUUCAGUCUCAUGAGCUUUGAUUAUAACAUUCUAUGCUUAUUUCUUUCAUGUUAGCCCUAUUUUUGUAUUUAAACAAGGGAAAGCCUCCAAGGUUUUAUGUUUUUGCAUUCUCUUAGUUUUUCCAGUCUUUUAAAAGUAGAUGAGCCUUGAUGGCAAUCACAGCUGGAUAGCGUCUGUAUUGGCCUAUCCCUUAUGUGAACACAAAUAUUUACGGGUAUAGUUACACUGCUUUUACAGUUCUAUUCUUUUC